ACCUUUAUAUACCCCAGACUUCUCGCGCUGCGCCUCUGACAUAUCUUUCCCCACAAUCAUCGUACAGAUAUAUACAGACUUGCGCUUUGAAGCCCUUCACGCAUAACUCGAGUUGACCAACACAUCCUACAAUACACACGGCCAUCAUGUCUCUCAAGAACGACGCUUUCCCUACCUCCGCCGCCUUUGACGCGAUCGCGCAGUCCCUUUCUUCCGAAGCCGACCGCAAGGACGCUAUCAAGCAAGCCAACGCCAUCUUCGCCUUUACCCUAAAGAACAACGGCGCACAGGAGACAUGGUACAUUGAUCUUAAGGAGACGGGCACAGUCGGAAAGGGUGCCGCGCCUGAUGGAAAGACUCCUGAUGUCACCCUGAUCACGAACGAUGCCGACUUCGCAAAGCUAGUCGCGGGCAAGGCGAAUGCACAGAGGAUGUUCAUGUCAGGGAAAUUGAAGGUCAAAGGCGCUGUGAUGAAGGCCGCUAAAAUAGAGCCCCUGUUGAAGAAGGUGCAGACAAAGGCGAAGUUGUAGGUGGUUGUGGUGGUUGUGGUAUUGUGAAGGUCACAUUGUAUAUAAUACCCCAUAUGGGGAUCUAAAUACAUAUGGAUUGGCAACAUGAAAG
Messenger RNA from Pyrenophora tritici-repentis Pt-1C-BFP, 621 nucleotides. Its product is annotated as putative sterol carrier protein. Gene Ontology annotation, cellular component: cytosol. NCBI's taxonomy places the organism in Eukaryota, Fungi, Ascomycota, Dothideomycetes, Pleosporales, Pleosporaceae. The record is from RefSeq and is a predicted model, not a curated record.